Habropoda laboriosa is the source of this 1714-nucleotide messenger RNA. It is a transcript of the gene bbx, whose product is annotated as HMG box transcription factor BBX. The record is from RefSeq and is a predicted model, not a curated record. Gene Ontology annotation, cellular component: nucleus. Gene Ontology annotation, biological process: regulation of transcription by RNA polymerase II. The transcript is spliced from 8 exons. The coding region runs from base 209 to 1714 and encodes 501 amino acids. NCBI's taxonomy places the organism in Eukaryota, Metazoa, Arthropoda, Insecta, Hymenoptera, Apidae. Gene Ontology annotation, molecular function: DNA-binding transcription factor activity, RNA polymerase II-specific; RNA polymerase II transcription regulatory region sequence-specific DNA binding.
UCACGGGAACUAUUUGAAACAAAUGUGGACGAACGUACCGAAGCAAGAGAAAGGUAGAAAUAGUAAGUGAGAGAGAGAGAGAGGUUAAUUCGCUGACAGAAAAGAGUCAGAGAACGAAGGCAAGACGUAGAGGAAAAGAGAAGGCAUUCAGUGCUGAAGCUUUAUCUUUAUUAUGCGCCGCUGAGUGAAUUGUCAAGUGAAAUCAGAAAUGGCUGCCAACGAGCAACAACGCAAGGAACCACGUGAAUUAAGAGAACCAGCCCACCAUGCAAGAAGACCAAUGAAUGCAUUUCUUAUUUUUUGUAAACGACACCGUGGUUCAGUGCGAUCUGGUUUCCCACAUUUAGAAAAUCGAGCUGUCACAAGGGUACUUGGGGAAUGGUGGGCCACCCUUCAUCCAGAUCAGAAACGUUCAUAUACAAAUCUAGCACAGGAGUACAAAGAUGCAUUCUUAAAUGCAAAUCCUGAUUUCAAAUGGUACAAAUUACCAGCACCCCCUUUACGUACUUUAAAUACAAGGCCUACAAAUAAAAAGGCAGAAACAAGUUCUGGUGAACAACCAGUAGAAAAUGAGAACAAGUCUUCCAAUUAUUCAAAAUCUGACAAAAAAGAUGGACAAUCAAUACAACCAGGCAAGUUAGCUGAUGAAUCCCAAAUUGGUGGACUCAGUUCUUUAUUUACACCUCAAAAAACACAAACAGCAGAUGAGGAAGUGACUAUUAAUGGUUCUGUGAUUGAAAAUGAUACAGAAGUUCCAAAACCUCCUAAGAAAAGAUAUUUAGAUGUACCUUUUUCACCUGAUCUUAAGAGAGAGUGUAAAGCAGAUCUUUUUGAUGCAAAAAAAAGGAAAAAAUCUGAAUCAAACAAUAAUGAACAUGAAUAUAAUGAUGAAGAUGAGAAAACAGAAGUAAAUAAUUUUUUAACUGCAAAUAUGCCAUUAGAGGAAAGUAAUUUUAGAAGUGAACGAACAUGCAAAGGUCUACGUUACCAAAAGUUCCUUGCUGAACAAAUGAAAAAUGUUGGUGCAUCUGGACAACAACCUAAGCGAAGAAGACAAACUGGAAAUCGUAGCUUUGAUGGACAAGCAAGUGAAAGACGAAAUUCCAUUUCUUCGAAUGUCAGUGAAAAAACAGAUUCUUUGAGUAGUGAAGGUGGAAAUAGUUCUCGUAGUGAACUAGAACACCUUGCUGAAAGUGCUGAAGGAAAUAUAGAAGCAUCAAAACCAGAAGAAACAGAAACUGAAGAUGCAGAAGGGCAAGUAGAUUUUGGACCUUGGACUGCACGAAAAAGGUUUAGAGCUGAGGACUUUAAUUUAGAAAAGAAAAUUGAGGCAUUGCCAUCUUUAAGUUUAGAAGAAUUUCAGGAAAAGAAGAAGCAACAACGUACGAAAAAGAAAAAAGUUGUUCAAAAAUUAACGUCACCUUCGAAUAAUAAAAGACAUCAGAAUAAUUUUAAUACCAAUGGUCAAGAAAAUAGUCAAAACAACCGUAAACUACCGCAAACAGAACAUGAAAAUUCAGAAGAUGCUGAAAAACUUCUUGUUGGUAGUCAAAAAAGAAAAGCACGAAAACAAAGCAUUACACGUAAUGUAGCAGCUGUAAAUGGUUCUAAACAUCAUCUUACUUCAUGGUGUGCGACGCCGGAUUUAGAAGCACUGGCAUGUCUUGCAGCAGUUGCCGCCAACAGAACAAAGCUUACCAAAAAUAAUACAUAA